Molecule: messenger RNA, 4516 nt
Organism: Dichomitus squalens LYAD-421 SS1
Lineage: Eukaryota; Fungi; Basidiomycota; Agaricomycetes; Polyporales; Polyporaceae
Exons: 8
Coding region: 45-4127 (1360 amino acids)
Biological process (GO): endosomal transport; endocytosis
Cellular component (GO): plasma membrane; cytoplasm
Molecular function (GO): calcium ion binding; protein binding
Source: RefSeq, a predicted model, not a curated record
UCACUGCCCUGGCCGACGCAUGCCCUAGUCCUAACUUAUUGGCCAUGUCCAAGUUCACCCCAACACCAGCAGAGGUUGCGGUCAUCAACCAGAUAUUCGCCCAGGCAGACACCCAGAAGCUCGGUGUCAUUACGGGCGAGGGCGCCGUCAAGAUAUUCAGCGGUUCGAAGCUCUCCCCCAGCGUGCUCGCGGAGAUUUGGAACAUCGCGGACGAGGACAACAAUGGAGUGCUUACUCGCAAGGGCGUUGGCAUUGCAGUGCGCCUGCUCGGACACGCGCAACGCGGCGAGACGAUCUCAGAGGCAUUGAUGUACAAGCCUGGCCCACCGCCCACUAUCGAGGGUCUGCCACCCGUAGCAGUGCCGUCGAGUUUCGGAGUCCCUCCUGCGAAGUCGCCGCCUCCCACUGUGCCCGGUCUCCCUCCACUCACACCUCAGGACAAGGCCAAGUUUCUCAAGCUCUUUCUGGGAUGCCACCCCACGAACGGCCUCCUCAGCGGCGAGAAGGCACGAGAUGUUUUCGUCAAGUCUAAACUACCGGUCGAUAAGCUUUCACAAAUAUGGUCACUCGCCGAUACCAAGAGUCGCGGUUCCUUGGACGCGACCGACUUCACGAUCGCCAUGUACCUCAUCCAAGCGUCCAUGUCGGGACAGCUUCAGACUAUCCCCCCUACACUACCACCCUACGUAUACGAACAAGCAAGGAACGGUGUCGUUCCACAAGCUACUGGUGACAGCUCACACAUAAGCCCCUCCUUUACGGGUGGAUUCUCCAACCGUCCAAUCCAGCCGCAGUAUACAGGACAGGCGCUCUCGCAGAUCCAGGCGCAAAUGACCGGUCAGACGUUCUCGUCAAUUCAGCCGCAAAACACCGGUACCUUCAGGCCGACGCCUGCACCUCCAUUGCCUGCGCGGUCCGCAGUCUCCCCUAGCUCCCCGUUCAUCCCGCAACAGACAACUGGCGCACAAUGGGACGUCACUCCGCAGGAGAAGGCUAACUCUGACCGCAUCUUCGAUAGCCUUGAUCCGCAGAAACGGGGUUACAUUGAGGGUGAUGUAGCUGUGCCAUUCAUGUUGCAGUCCAAGCUGCCGGAAGAGGUGCUUGCUCAAGUAUGGGAUCUCGCUGACUUGAACAACGACGGUCGUCUUACUCGUGAAGGGUUCGCGGUCGCCAUGCACUUGAUUCAAGGGAAGCUCGCCGGCAAGGAGAUACCCACGGCCAUCCCUCAGUCGCUCGUUCCACCGUCGAUGCGUGGUGCCCUUGGUGCUGCUCCCUCUCAGCCACCGCAACCCGCAGUUCCAGAGGCUAUCAAAGACUUACUUUGGGAUGACUCCCCGCCUCCGUCUGCCACAGCACCCGCUCCACCCUCGAUCUUCCAACCUCAGUCCACGGGGUCAAUAUUGCAGGCACAGAGCACCGGCUCAAUCCUACAGACCCAAAAUACCGGUCGUCCUACUCCGGCCAUGUCGCCGCCACCGCGCACUCAGCCGUCCGUGGUCUCUGAUCCGUUUGCGAGCAGUCCGUUCGGUUCAAAUGCCGCCGUCUCGAGUCCCGCCAAGGAUCUGCUUAGUGACGAUGACGAGCCGCAUACAGCUUCCCCUCCCCUCCAAGACCAGUCUGCCGAGAUUGGCAACGUCAAGAAUCAGUUCUCUUCUACCAAUCGCUCACUGGAAACCGCGAAGAACGAGCGUGCCACCAUCGAGCGUCAGCUAUCGGAGCAGGCUGCCCUUCUCUCCAGCUUACAAACGCAGCUCUCCUCCGCUAAAGCGGCUUACGAUACCGAGACGAAGCUGCUCAGCACCCUCAAGGAGCGCUAUGCCGCCCAGAGCGCCGAUAUUCAGAAAACCCGCGAGGAGCUCAUUCACGCCGAAAGUGAUCUUAGCGCCACGAAGGAAGAGAAGGCUGAGGUCGAAGGUGCGCUCUUGCGCGAACGGGAGGAGGUCCGCGAUCUGCAACGCAGGAUGGCGGAGACCGGCACCUUGAUCGAGAGCACUAAGGCAGAGCUUGAGAAGGUUCGCAAGGAGGCGAAGCAGCAGAAGGGUCUGCUGGCCAUCGCUAAGAAGCAACUUGCGACAAGGGAAGCGGAGAAAGCGAAGGUCGACAAGGAACUUGAGGAGGCGACCGCAGAGCUGCAGGGCAUCACUAAGGAGCGUGAAGCUGUGGAGGCCGAGCUGAACAAGGAGGAAGUCCCUGCAGCUCAUACGAAUGGACAUGUCUCAGGCACGGCUACCCCUGACUUAGCCUUCGCAGCCGCGCAGCCCCUACCAUCCUCGCUACCGACGUCUCCAGAUGUCUCGCCUCCACCCACCAAGAGCAAUAACCCCUUCGAAAGACUGGCGCUUUCUGGCAGCCCACGCCCUGAGUCGCCCUUCCUUCCGUUCGCGGCCACGUCUGCCCUCCCGACCCCGCCGACGGCUCCCGCCACUCAGGCACAGCCUGCUGCCGAAGAUCCCUUUGGGUUCAAUCAUGCUUUCGAUGCACCGGAGGAACCUCUCAAGCCUGAGGUCCCUGAACCAAGCACGCCCAAGGCGACUACUCCUGCUCCGCUUACCAUUGGCUCUCCGAAGUCGUCGGAGAUCAUCUCCCCCGCUGAGACUGACUUGUUUUCGACACCUCCCACUACAGCCACUGUCCCCGAGCAUACCAGUACUGAUUCGUCCCCGGAGCAGCCAUCGGAGGCGGCACGGUUCCCAGCCUUGGACGAGAUUACGGCCGAUGACAGCGUGUCGACACCUACUGCUCCCCCGAAUGCGACCUUGGCUAGCCAGCAGCCAGAUCAUGAGGUCGACACUGAUUUGACGCAUGAGUUGAAGGAGGUCGAGGAGUCGGACAGCGAUAGCAGCAGUGACGAGGAAGAUAACGAGCCGCUCACUGCGGUAAAGGCCAAGCUCACUGAGAACGCGCCCGCGCAGACCAACGGUUUCUCGACUUCCGGCACCUCCGCUUUCGACGACUCGUUCGGGGUCUCUGACUCUAAUGACCUGCCCAAGCAAGCUGCGCCUGGGGCGGCCGUCCCCAAUGAGGACGUGGCAACCAUGUUCCUCACCCCCGCUACGGCCAAGGAGCCACCCCCUUCUGAAACCAUUCCUGCCGUCGCUUCCCCGAAGGCCAAUGGUGCGGCCACCCUAGGUGUCAAUGAGUUCGACCAAGCUCUUGGCAAGCUACCAGGCGUUGACGGCGGCGCACCUUCCCCGCAAUUCCCUGGGGGGUUUGGUGAAUUUGACUCCGCGUUCGAAGACAACUUCGAUUUCGCGGCCGCGUCGGCCGUUCAGACGACGCAGUCCUCCGCCAUCCCUUCUCCUGCGAGCGCUGCGUUCCCGCCUGCGCCUACCUCCACCAAUACGAGGGGUACGAGUUUUGAUGACGUCUUUGGGACGAAUGCGGGCCCUACGUCAGCGUUCGCGCCCGCGCCCGCUCCUGCCCUCCCAACGUUCUCUCCUGUCGCCAGUGCCAGUCUGCCACAGCCUGCCCAAUCGCUUUCGUUCGACGAUGCCUUCGGCGCCACGUCUCAGUCCACGCAAGCCUUGGCUGCAAGCACUUCCUCGCAGAGCAACGGCACUCACAGCGGCUUUUCUUUUGAGGACGCAUUCGGCGGAGAUGAAGGCGUACUCUCCCUUGACAAUUCUUUCACCACCCAAUCAUCGUAUCAACCUCCUCCUGGCCCGCCUCCUGCUAGGCCAGCUCAGCAGCCUUUCCCCUCCUCCUCACCGCUCUCCUCUCCCCGCGGGUCGAGCUCGACGCAGCAUGGCGAUAGGCGUUCCUCCUCGCCUUCAGCACGUCAGACAUCGCCACCGGCUCGUCAUGCUUCUCCCCCUCCACGCCACUCAUCGCCGAGACCUCGUCCUUCGACGGCUGAGUCAAAGGAGAAGGCAGCCGCGACUAGACAUAACAGGCUGAGCAUCCGCUUGCCAUUUGGGAGGAAGAAGAAAGAAAAGGAUGCUCCGCCGGUGCCUGCGCUUGCCCAGCAGCAGAUCGUCGAGGAUCCCACACCUGCCGUCGAGGACGACGUAGAGGCGGUGAAGACGCUUUGUGGCAUGGGUUUCAGCAGGACACAAGCAGUCACCGCGCUUGAGGAACACGGGUACGACGUUCAGAGAGCCCUGAAUAGCUUACUAGGUACACAAUAAUUUGUUUGAGACGCCUGAACUUGAAUGCUGUUUUGUGUCUAUGGCUGUGAAUGAUUCGAAAUUGUUUGCCACCGAGGGGCACCUGUACUCGUCACUCGUUCUCUCUCCGUGCUCCCCCCACCCUCGUUUGGAUACCGUUAUGAUCCCCUUAUUCCCUUAUUCCCUCUCCGCCUCGUGUUCCGUUUCUGAUGACCAAACUAAGUAAUCCGCUAUUCUUCCAAACCUCCGGAAUGGAAACCUGGACGCUCGCUCGCUGCUUUUCCCCUUGUCUCCCUUUCCGUGGCACACGUGGCAAACGUGUUGGCUGUCGUGCCACUGCACGCCCGCUUCCUUUGUGUCGGAUGGAGAGCGACAGUACGUACACUGACCCCUAUCUGCCAAUGUUAUCC